Salvelinus namaycush (lake trout) is the source of this 1281-nucleotide messenger RNA. Its product is annotated as Fc receptor-like protein 5. The annotation marks the transcript as partial. The transcript is spliced from 7 exons. Lineage: Eukaryota; Metazoa; Chordata; Actinopteri; Salmoniformes; Salmonidae. Gene Ontology annotation, molecular function: transmembrane signaling receptor activity. The record is from RefSeq and is a predicted model, not a curated record. Gene Ontology annotation, biological process: cell surface receptor signaling pathway.
AACAGGAAGGAGGAGGAGUACAGUUUUUAGUCUAUAACUGGAGAUCACAGAGUCUCACUCAGCAGCAAGACAGGAUGGAACUCACACCACUCUGCUGGCAGCUCUUGCUGUUGAGUACACUGGUAUACUCUACCCUCGGACAAGGUGGAGCCUCUCUGAGCAUCAGUCCGGACAGUUCUCAGUUCUUUAAAUAUAAGUCUGUCUCUCUGAGCUGUGAAGUUCAGGGGAACUCUGCUGGAUGGAGACUGAAGAGAAACACAGUCUCUGGGGAGCGUUCAGAUUGUGGAAGAAAAUGGGGAAAACAACAAGGGUCUUCAUGCAUCGUGUCACUAAUACCAUCAGACAGUGGAGUGUACUGGUGUGAGUCUGGGUCUGGAGAACACAGCAAUGCUGUCAACAUCACAGUACCUGUUCUCUUUAAUCCAGCGUCUCUGAGCGUCAGUCCUGACAGUUCUCAGUUCCUUAAAUAUGAGUCUGUCUCUCUGAGCUGUGAGGUUCAGGGGAACUCUGCUGGAUGGAGACUGAAGAGAUACACAGCCUAUGGGGAGCGUUCAGAUUGUGGAAGAAAAUGGGGAAAACCAGAAGGGUCUUCAUGCAUCGUGUAUCUAAUACCAUCACACAGUGGAGUGUACUGGUGUGAGUCUGGGUCUGGAGAACACAGCAAUGCUGUCAACAUCACAGUACCUGUUGGUGCUGUGAUCCUGGUGAGCCCUGCCCUUCCUGUGACUGAGGGAGAUUCUGUGACUCUGCGCUGCAGAUAUCAGGGAACUCCCUCUGACCUCACAGCUGUUUUCUACAAAGAUGGAUCCCUCAUCAGGACUGAGACUACAGGAGAGAUGACCAUCCCUGCAGUAUCCAAGUCAGAUGAAGGACUCUACAAGUGUACCAACUCUGAAGGAGAAUCACCAGAGAGCUGGAUGACUGUGACAGAUGGAGCUGUGAUCCUGGAGAGCCCUGCCCUUCCUGUGACUGAGGGAGAUUCUGUGACCCUGCACUGCAGAUAUCAGGGAACUCCCUCUGACCUCACAGCUGAUUUUUACAAAGAUGGAUCCCUCAUCAGGAAUGAGACUACAGGAGAGAUGACCAUCCCUGCAGUAUCCAAGUCAGAUGAAGGACUCUACAAGUGUACCAACUCUAAAGGAGAAUCACCAGAGAGCUGGAUGACAGUGACAGUUUUGUCCAUGUCUCUGCUCAGGCUGUUGUGUAGUCUACUGGUAGGGUCUCCCUACCUGCUGGUGACCAUCAUACUGCUGGUGAAAUGCUGCAGGAGCAGGACUCAAG